Messenger RNA from Thyridium curvatum, 1623 nucleotides. RefSeq lists its product as uncharacterized. Gene Ontology annotation, cellular component: chaperonin-containing T-complex. Gene Ontology annotation, biological process: protein folding. Lineage: Eukaryota; Fungi; Ascomycota; Sordariomycetes; Thyridiales; Thyridiaceae. Bases 1 to 1623 code for a protein of 540 amino acids. The record is from RefSeq and is a predicted model, not a curated record. Gene Ontology annotation, molecular function: ATP binding; ATP hydrolysis activity; ATP-dependent protein folding chaperone. The transcript is spliced from 6 exons.
AUGCAGGCUCCAGUAUUGGUGAUGAACACCGGGGCCGGUGAGAGGCAGACCGGACGGCGAGCGCAGAUGUCGAACAUUGCGGCGGCCAAGACUGUUGCCGACAUUAUUCGAUCGUGCCUCGGACCCAAGGCUAUGUUGAAGAUGCUCCUCGACCCCAUGGGAGGCAUCGUGCUCACCAACGACGGGCAUGCCAUCCUUCGAGAGAUCGAGGUCUCCCACCCCGCUGCCAAGAGUAUGAUCGAGCUUAGCAGGACGCAAGACGAGGAGGUCGGAGAUGGCACCACCACUGUCAUUAUCCUGGCUGGUGAGAUUCUGGCGCAAGCCCUCCCUCAGCUAGAGCGAAACAUCCACCCGGUCGUCAUCAUCUCCGCCUUCAAGCGGGCACUGAAGGACGCUCUCGAGAUCAUCGAAGAGAUUUCCCUCCCUAUCGAUAUUGACGACGACAAGGCCAUGUACGGCCUGAUCAACUCCUCUAUCGGCACAAAGUUCGUCUCGAGAUGGUCGGAGCUCAUGUGCAGCCUGGCUCUCCAGGCGGUGAGGACAGUGACGUGGGAGGUCGGUAACGGCAAGACCGAGGUCGACAUCAAGCGGUAUGCGCGUGUGGAGAAGGUGCCCGGCGGCGAGAUUGAGGACAGCAGGGUCCUGGACGGAGUCAUGCUCAACAAGGACAUCACACACCCCAAGAUGCGCAGGAGGAUUGAGAACCCCAGGAUCGUCCUUCUGGAUUGCCCGCUGGAGUACAAGAAGGGUGAAUCACAGACCAACAUUGAGAUCACCAAGGAGGAGGACUGGAACCGGAUUCUGCAGAUUGAGGAGGAGCAGGUCAAGGCGAUGUGCGAGGCCAUCCUGGCACUGAACCCUGAUCUUGUCAUCACGGAGAAGGGUGUUUCAGAUCUUGCUCAACAUUACUUCAUGAAGGCCAACGUGACCGCUCUCCGCCGUGUGCGAAAGACCGACAACAACAGGAUAGCCAGAGCUACUGGUGCCACGAUUGUCAACCGGGUCGAGGAUCUCCAGGAGUCCGAUGUUGGUACGAAAUGCGGCCUGUUCGAGAUCGAGAAGAUUGGAGACGAGUACUUCACUUUCCUUACCAAGUGCAAGACGCCCAAGGCCUGCACUGUUCUCCUGAGGGGCCCUUCCAAGGACGUCCUCAACGAGAUUGAGCGCAACCUGCAGGACGCCAUGGGUGUCGCGCGCAACGUCAUGUUCCACCCCAGACUGUCGCCCGGUGGCGGAGCUACGGAGAUGGCGGUAUCCGUUAGGCUCAACCAGCUGGCCAAGAGCAUCGAGGGCGUACAGCAAUGGCCGUACAAGGCUGUCGCUGAUGCGCUCGAGGUCAUCCCCCGGACACUCAUCCAGAACGCUGGCGCCAGCCCUGUGCGCGUGUUGACUGACCUGCGCGCCAAGCACGCCGAGGGCAAGAGCUCCUGGGGUAUCAACGGCGAUUCUGGCACGCUGGCCGACAUGAAGGAGUAUGGCGUAUGGGAGCCUGAGGCGAUCAAGGUGCAGAGCAUGAAGACGGCAAUUGAGGCGGCAUGCCUUCUUCUCAGAGUCGAUGACAUUUGCAGCGCCAAGAAGGCGCAACCCGGUGUUGGCACCGGUGUUGGUGGAGGCGAAGAGUAA